UUAGACAAAGCUACAUUUGAAGCUCAGCCCCCUGACCUACCAAAAGUGGGACAAGGCAUGCAGUUUCUGAAUCUCAAUUUUCCUCUAUUAUCAAACGAGAAAAGCAAUUCCUCCCUCUCAUUUAAUCCUGGAGUGCUAAGAGGAGUAAAUGAGCUAUCCCAGGCAAAGAACUCCAUUUAGUGGUUUAGAGCAAAUAACAGGUGUUCAGGAAAUGUUAUUAUCCCUUCGUGUGUUUCAGCUUCGCCUUUCCUGGAGCCCUUAAACAGCCUGAAGUGAAAAGCACCAUGACCUGUCACUACAAGACGAGAAGCCUCAGGAGAAGGAAGGAGAUCCCCUUUCAUUGGUUUUGCCGAGUUUCCCGAGCUCCAUCCUCCUACAGUUAAAUCAACACUCUUUAUCCUUAGACUGCUGAUAAUCUCACCAACCGCUUCCUGUUUUACAGUUAAGACUUCAACAAAGAAGGACCCAGGAACAACUGGCUAACCAAGGCAUAAUACCACACUAAUCCAAGCUACAGCAGCCACAUACUUACUGCAAAACCUUGCACUGAAACGUCCAGCUGAAUUCCAUGAGCAAAGAAAACAUUUGGAUAGUGACAAGGCUAAAAAUUCCCUGAAGCGCAAAGCCAGAAACAGGUGCAACAGUGCCGACUUGGUUAAUAUGCACAUACUCCAAGCUUCCACUGCAGAGAGGUCCAUUCCAACUGCUCAGAUGAAGCUGAAAAGAGCCCGACUCGCCGAUGAUCUCAAUGAAAAAAUUGCUCUACGACCAGGGCCACUGGAGCUGGUGGAAAAAAACAUUCUUCCUGUGGAUUCUGCUGUGAAAGAGGCCAUAAAAGGUAACCAGGUGAGUUUCUCCAAAUCCACGGAUGCUUUUGCCUUUGAAGAGGACAGCAGCAGUGAUGGGCUUUCUCCGGAUCAGACUCGAAGUGAAGACCCCCAAAACUCAGCGGGAUCCCCGCCAGACGCUAAAGCCUCAGAUACCCCUUCGACAGGUUCUCUGGGGACAAACCAGGAUCUUGCUUCUGGCUCAGAAAAUGACAGAAAUGACUCAGCCUCACAGCCCAGCCACCAGUCAGAUGCGGGGAAGCAGGGGCUUGGCCCCCCCAGCACCCCCAUAGCCGUGCAUGCUGCUGUAAAGUCCAAAUCCUUGGGUGACAGUAAGAACCGCCACAAAAAGCCCAAGGACCCCAAGCCAAAGGUGAAGAAGCUUAAAUAUCACCAGUACAUUCCCCCAGACCAGAAGGCAGAGAAGUCCCCUCCACCUAUGGACUCAGCCUACGCUCGGCUGCUCCAGCAACAGCAGCUGUUCCUGCAGCUCCAAAUCCUCAGCCAGCAGCAGCAGCAGCAGCAACACCGAUUCAGCUACCCAGGGAUGCACCAAGCUCAGCUUAAGGAACCAAAUGAACAGAUGGUCAGAAAUCCAAACUCUUCUUCAACGCCACUGAGCAAUACCCCCUUGUCUCCUGUCAAAAACAGUUUUUCUGGACAAACUGGUGUCUCUUCUUUCAAACCAGGCCCACUCCCACCUAACCUGGAUGAUCUGAAGGUCUCUGAAUUAAGACAACAGCUUCGAAUUCGGGGCUUGCCUGUGUCAGGCACCAAAACGGCUCUCAUGGACCGGCUUCGACCCUUCCAGGACUGCUCUGGCAACCCAGUGCCGAACUUUGGGGAUAUAACGACUGUCACUUUUCCUGUCACACCCAACACGCUGCCCAAUUACCAGUCUUCCUCUUCUACCAGUGCCCUGUCCAAUGGCUUCUACCACUUUGGCAGCACCAGCUCCAGCCCCCCGAUCUCCCCAGCCUCCUCUGACCUGUCAGUCGCUGGGUCCCUGCCGGACACCUUCAAUGAUGCCUCCCCCUCCUUCGGCCUGCACCCGUCCCCAGUCCACGUGUGCACGGAGGAAAGUCUCAUGAGCAGCCUGAACGGGGGCUCUGUUCCUUCUGAGCUGGAUGGGCUGGACUCCGAGAAGGACAAGAUGCUGGUGGAGAAGCAGAAGGUGAUCAAUGAACUCACCUGGAAACUCCAGCAAGAGCAGAGGCAGGUGGAGGAGCUGAGGAUGCAGCUUCAGAAGCAGAAAAGGAAUAACUGUUCAGAGAAGAAGCCGCUGCCUUUCCUGGCUGCCUCCAUCAAGCAGGAAGAGGCUGUCUCCAGCUGUCCUUUUGCAUCCCAAGUACCUGUGAAAAGACAAAGCGGCAGCUCAGAGUGUCACCCGCCGGCUUGUGAAGCUGCUCAACUCCAGCCUCUUGGAAAUGCUCGUUGUGUGGAGUCCUCAGAUCAAACCAAUGUACUUUCUUCCACAUUCCUCAGCCCCCAGUGUUCCCCUCAGCAUUCACCGCUGGGGGCUGUGAAAAGCCCACAGCACAUCAGUUUGCCCCCAUCACCCAACAACCCUCACUUUCUGCCCUCAUCCUCCGGGGCCCAGGGAGAAGGGCACAGGGUCUCCUCGCCCAUCAGCAGCCAGGUGUGCACUGCACAGAACUCAGGAGCACACGAUGGCCAUCCUCCAAGCUUCUCUCCCCAUUCUUCCAGCCUCCACCCGCCCUUCUCUGGAGCCCAAGCAGACAGCAGUCAUGGUGCCGGGGGCAACCCUUGUCCCAAAAGCCCAUGUGUACAGCAAAAGAUGGCUGGUUUACACUCUUCUGAUAAGGUGGGGCCAAAGUUUUCAAUUCCAUCCCCAACUUUUUCUAAGUCAAGUUCAGCAAUUUCAGAGGUAACACAGCCUCCAUCCUAUGAAGAUGCCGUAAAGCAGCAAAUGACCCGGAGUCAGCAGAUGGAUGAACUCCUGGACGUGCUUAUUGAAAGCGGAGAAAUGCCAGCAGAUGCUAGAGAGGAUCACUCAUGUCUUCAAAAAGUCCCAAAGAUACCCAGAUCUUCCCGAAGUCCAACUGCUGUCCUCACCAAGCCCUCGGCUUCCUUUGAACAAGCCUCUUCAGGCAGCCAGAUCCCCUUUGAUCCCUAUGCCACCGACAGUGAUGAGCAUCUUGAAGUUUUAUUAAAUUCCCAGAGCCCCCUAGGAAAGGUGAGUGAUGUCACCCUUCUAAAAAUUGGGAGCGAAGAGCCUCACUUUGAUGGGAUAAUGGAUGGAUUCUCUGGGAAGGCUGCAGAAGACCUCUUCAAUGCACAUGAGAUCUUGCCAGGCCCCCUCUCUCCAAUGCAGACACAGUUUUCACCCUCUUCUGUGGACAGCAAUGGGCUGCAGUUAAGCUUCACUGAAUCUCCUUGGGAAACCAUGGAGUGGCUGGACCUCACUCCGCCGAAUUCCACACCAGGCUUUAGCGCCCUCACCACCAGCAGCCCCAGCAUCUUCAACAUCGAUUUCCUGGAUGUCACUGAUCUCAAUUUGAAUUCUUCCAUGGACCUUCACUUGCAGCAGUGGUAGAAUGCCCAAUGCACCAGUGCUAUGGAAGACCAAUGGAGUUCCAUGGGGGAAAGCACACAGCCAUACAUACUUUACUGUCCAAAAACAGAAGAAGAAGAAGAGAAUUAAAAAGAAGCAAUGAUUUCUGUGCCAAUGAACACGAACAAAAGUCAUUUUUAGAAAUACAUAUACUGUAAUAUUUACCAACAUUCAGUAACUGUUAAUGAUUUCAACAAUGCAUUAAAAAAAUGUGCUUUCUCAGAUUAAGGAUGCCAAAAAAGAUAUUUCACUGCCUUUUCAAAGACCAGUAUAUUUUCUAGCCCAUAAUUUUUCUCAGGCAUUGUUGGGGCAUAAGGUCACACUGUAAGCUUUUCUCAUGAAUUCACUAGACAUAACCUGGAAGGAAAACAUAGUCUUUUGGGAGUACAGGGAAGCCAGCCCCUCAAAGCUUAUGGAAGACAUACCUGCAAUGGAAGCUGUUGCCCAAUGUCUCCAUUACUAUCUUUCAAAAGAGAAGCCAGACCCAGCUUCAGAUCAAAAGUUCUUGAGACAGAGGAACAAAACCAAUCUAUUUCCAGGGAAGCUAAAUCAACUCUAUUUUCCCUCUACCACAAAACUGCCCUGCUGGAGUGGUUCUGAACCUGUACCCAGGACUCGAUGUGGUCACUAAUAACAAUUAACCUGAACUGAGUCCACAGAACUCCACUCAGAGCUUUCUUCUUUUUUAACCAGUGGCCCAAUCAUUCCCACCAUCUCUGUGCUGAUAAGUACGUGUCCUAGAUGAGAACCCUGAAGGAUGCAGACCUUAUUCCCCCGAAGGAGAUGCCACAAGCUCUCCAACACAGCCCCCUUCAGUUCCAAAGACUAGAGAUGACCACAUUGGUAGAAGUCUAUCUCGAGGCACAGGAAGGAAGCCCUACCAGGGAUAAUUCAGACAGGACUAGAGAAUAACAUCAUUUCACAUACCCUGGGAUAAACACCCUGGGUUCCUAUAAAAGGACUAUUACUUAUGGGAGUCCAGCUUCUCCUUUUGUUUUGUUAUUAUCAGUUUAUCUUUCUCCCACUCCACUUUUCCUUCAAGGAACCAAUCCUCUCCUGUUCCUCGUUUGGCCAUCUUUCUUUUUCUGCCCCAACAUUGGGAGGGGAGGACUUCUCAGUUCUAACAAGCUGCCAUACUCCUAAGAAAGCCAUUUUUGAAAAAUUUAACAAUCCAGGUUCUUCUGGAGAACUCAUUCUCCACACGCACAGUUUGCUGCAAAAGGAAGUUGCAAGAAUUUCUUGAGGAAGAAACUGGUGACUUGGUCCAUCAGUCACGAAGUUCUUUCUAUUCUCAUUUAGUUUUCAAGAAAUUAUUGGUUUGUGUUGCUCUGGGGAAAUUGGAAAUCAUUACAUUGUAAAGACAAAUAUGGAUGAUAUUUACAGGAGAGAAUUUCAGAUCUGGGUUUUUGAAAGAAAACAGAAUUGCACAUUGAAAACGACGGAAGGAAAAAGACAGUGGUCUAAUGUGCAUUCCUCAUUACCUCUCGUGGCUUUGGCUGGGAGUUGGAAAAAGCUAAAAUUUCAGGACAGUCUCUGUAAGGCUCACUGUGGCUCCAGUUCACCAUUUUAUAUUGUUGCAUGCUGUAGAAAGGAGCUAUUGCUGUUGUUUUGUUUUUUUUAUUUAAAUCACUAAGGCACUGUUUUUAUCUUUUGUAAAAAAAAAAAAAGUUCACCGUGCACUUAUAGAAAAAAUAAUCAAAAAUGUUGUGAUUUUAGAAGCUCUCUUUUUGAUAAACCAAAGAUUUAGAAGUCAUUCCAUUGUUAACUUGUAAAAAUGUGUGAACACAGAGAGUUUUUGGUGAUUGCUACUCUGAAAGCUGCCAGAUCUUAUUCUGGGGGUGGAAUGUGGAGGAAUACACAUACACACACAAACAUACAUGUAUGUAUAAUAGAUAUAUACAUAUGUGUAUAUUAUAUCUGUGUGUGCAUGUAUCUUCAAAAGCGGUGUUACAGAGUUCUACACCAAAAGCCUUUAACCCUUAAUCUGCUGUGAAUGAUACCUGGCCUUUCUCACUAUGAAUUUCUGAUUAAUCAACCAGACUACACGUUGCCUCUCUGUGUAUGACUAACGGCUCCAACCCGAUGACUCACAGCUACUUGCUUAUCGUGAACAAGCUCAUCUUGGCAAUGAAUAUGGAUGUGAAAAGACAGAACGGCUUCACCAUUAGUAGCUGGAAAUGGUAUCACAGUCUCUUAUAGAGGAAUAUGAAAGGAACAAGAAAAUCAUUUUACAUUCCUUUAUCUGUAUUGUGCUUUAAAAGAUCCACGUGGUAAAUUUUUUAUUUUGCUUUUAUGUCAGUCAUCAGAACCAAAAAAAUCCAGAAGAAAAAAUUGCCAGUGUUUCCUUUGAAGAUGAAGCUACUGGGGAAGAAAACCUUAUUAAUACACUCCACACAUUUGUUCAUUCCUCAGCUGUUGGUGUUUUCUUGGGGUCUUGACAAAGCUUGCUGGUCAGUGCACUUUUCAGGUGUCACGUUUUGCUGUUUGUAUGUUCUUUUUCUUCCCCUUACUUCCUUUGGAAAACAAACUCACACAGUGCCCCUACUCUGAGACCUGGGACUGAGUGUUAAUUAUUUUUUUCCUUGGGUAUUUCUAUCUGAGAGACUAGACCUACUUAGGAGGCCUCUGUACUUCUCCAGAUUGUACCUUUUUAUGGGGAUCUUUGAGGCUAUGACCCAGGACUGAUAGAUAUGCCUUACGGAAGACAAAAGAUAAAAUGGUUCCUAUAUCCUAAUGCAAACCAACACAGUUAAAAGAGCAGAUCUCUGGAUAACUGCUCUCAACCUGCUUCUACGGUCUCCACAAACCGCAUUCACCCUCUCUCUUCAUAGCUCAGACAUGAAAUUUGAGGGAGAAAACUGGAGAUAAUUGGGAGAAAAUUGAUGAAGUUGGCUGCUUCCAGUAGAUCAGAUAAUCCAUGAAUUUGUCUCCCAUUGAGAAUUUUAUUUUAAAUUCUUUUAAACUCUUCGUUGUGUCUUUUGUGAUGACAAAUCAGGCAUGACUAAAAGAUGUACAGAGACUUACGAAGAUGGUCACAUUCAAGUUCCCUAAAGCUCUUAGAACCUGAAGAUGACCAUGUGUAGUUUUCUUAAGACCUCUGAACCCCCAUGGUGAUGAAGACUUGAAGACAUUUGCAGCUAUCUGCUGCAGUCUGGUAGAUUCAUACUUAUCUAAAGAAGUCAAAAAAUUUAUUCGUGCAAGUGCUUGCAGGAAGCCAGUGCUUAUUAGUAGUGACCCUGCUUCUAUCAACGUUAUUGAGACAACACAUAUUCUAGUCUAAGGGAGAAAGAGGGAGGAAGAGAGGGAGGGAGGGAGGAAGAAGAGGGAGGGAGCGAGGAAGGGAAGACAGGAGAUGGGUAGGGGGGUAAAGAGACAAGGAGGGAGAAGGGAAGGAAGGAAAGGAGAGAGGAAAGAAAGGAGGGAAGAAAAAAAGGGCCAAACUUUCUGAUCUAUGAACUUCUCAGUUCAGCUGUCACAUUAUGAGAAGUAAAUCAGAAUUUUUUUUAAGGAGAAGUCAUUCUUAGCACUACAAUUAUUGUACCAGUAAUUGAGGAAACCAAGACAAUCUUCACCUGAAUAAUAGAGGGUCUGAGAACUGUCAGCCUUUCGCCAUUCAAAAACAUUUAUGUCCAACCUGAAAAAAAAGCAUCAAUAAAACCUAUCCCAAGCAUUCAAAAUA
Molecule: messenger RNA, 7081 nt
Organism: Pan troglodytes (chimpanzee)
Lineage: Eukaryota; Metazoa; Chordata; Mammalia; Primates; Hominidae
Gene: MYOCD
Product: myocardin
Exons: 15
Coding region: 661-3384 (907 amino acids)
Biological process (GO): cardiac muscle cell differentiation; positive regulation of transcription by RNA polymerase II; smooth muscle cell differentiation
Cellular component (GO): nucleus
Molecular function (GO): transcription coactivator activity
Source: RefSeq, a predicted model, not a curated record